Messenger RNA from Solanum verrucosum, 883 nucleotides. Its product is annotated as B3 domain-containing protein At3g25182-like. Lineage: Eukaryota; Viridiplantae; Streptophyta; Magnoliopsida; Solanales; Solanaceae. Gene Ontology annotation, molecular function: DNA binding. The transcript is spliced from 2 exons. The record is from RefSeq and is a predicted model, not a curated record. The coding region runs from base 2 to 883 and encodes 293 amino acids.
UAUGGUUUACACAUUGUUGAGUCUAGACGAUUUUUCGGGCAUGAAAAUCACACCCAACAUGAGUAGUAUGGAUUAUUUACUUGCGGUCUCUGAAGUCUCUUACUUAAAAUCCAUGUAUGGUGAAGAAGACAACUUAAUCGCCGAACAAGAUGAAGAAUUUCGUAUCAAGAAAGAAGAAAGGAUCACUCAGAAUAUUCGGUCUAUCGUGUCCUCAUUCCCAGAAGUUGUUGAUUUUGAAAAGCCAGUUCUUGAUUUCACCAUCCCAAGGGGAAAACGAUCAAGGCCAAACGCGCGUCCAAGAGAAGUUAAAGUUCUGGAAAAUAAUUCUGAAGAAGAACACAGAGUAGUACAAGUUGAUAAUGAGGAAAGAAACCGAAAAAGAUCACGAGAAGAAGCCAACGGCAAUUUUAGACCUGUAGUCGUCGCCCCUCCUGCUGUUAUAGUCAACAGAGAAUUGAGUAUCGAAUUCAAGAAUCUGAUUACAUUCCAUGGGGGUUUACUUGAAUCAGCUAAAUUGGUCAUUGAAAAAACACUAUUCGAGACGGAUGUUAAAGCAGCAGAGGGAAGGUUUUCAAUCCCACAAAAGCAGAUGAGUAAUCAGUUUCUAAAGCCUGAGGAAGAACAACUUUUGAAUGGGCGCAAUGAGGCUAAUAAAAUGUGUGAGAUGAAUGUGAUGUUGAUUGAGCCUUCGCAUAAAAAAGGUGAAAUAAAUCUGAGAAAAUGGACAAUGAACAAAAACAAUGGGAAAGCAAGUUCAAGUUAUGUGUUGGUUAAACACUGGAAUGAUGUGGUAAGAAGGAAUGGUUUGAGAGCUGGUAUGAAGAUGCAAUUGUGGGCAUUCCGAAAGGGUGAAAACUUGUGUUUUGCCCUCGUUAAUGUUUAA